AAAAGAUUGUAAUUUAGGGGAGAGAGAACACAUAGAUACAUUAUGUGGGCUAAAGUUGAAUUAUCUAUUGUUUCUGCUAUCCUGCUGUUGUUUCCACUGUGUAGUACUCUGGGUGACCAACAGGGGGAGCUGGACUUGACUACAUGACCCUGGUGAGUCAUAGUCAACCAGUGCAGCAUAAAUACUCUUGGGUUGUUGCGUGUUUGUGUGCGUGUGUGGUUAAGAUAAACUGCUGGUAGGGACAGGAGGUACAACCCUCCCAGGCAGUGCCGGCGAGGACGGUGUUAUAAACAGAACAGGUCUUGUAGGGCCAGAGCUCGAACGAUUCUGCAUGUCAGCGCGCGGUCAGCCAGACAGGCCCGUGUGACGAGGGUGACAACAAGAGGGAGAGCGAGCGGGAUAUGGGUCCUGUGUGAACUGGCAGUAUUAGAUUAAUCUGCUGACAGGGAUAUCGCCUCUAAAGCCCCGCUCACUGCUCCUACAGGCAGAUGAAAUGGCAGGCCUCCACCAUGGGAUCAGACACACUGAGAUGUCGACACAGAAAGAAACAAGAUUACCACCUAUAUCAGUGCCAGGAAGACAAUCGUGUAAGUAUCAGCGGGACAGCGGCUCUAGCCAGGGUAAAACACGUUUGACAGCGGAGGAAAGAGGUGCAGCCAAACGCACAGCAUCUAUUACCAGAGUGAACUGGACAUCCAGUUACUUAUCCACCUGGCCCGCCCACAUCGCUUCCCAGUUGGUGCAGAGUGGGCGGACCCAUGGGGCAGGGGGCAAGAUCAGGAACCACGGAUGUGGUGAUGAGUUUGGUGGACAGGUGGCAAAGCCAAAGUUUCUCCAGCAGCUAGAGGGCUACUUGAGGAGGGAGCUGCAGGCCAUUGACCCUCAGGCACCCCAAGUACAGGAGCGAAAACUACAGGCCUACCGAGAAGUCUUUGACUGCUUCAUUGAGGACUUCAAAACAUACAAGCCUCUUCUCUCUGCCAUUAAGAAUGAAUACGAGGUUACAUUAGCGUACCUGCGGGACCAGGUGCGUGAGCUGCAGCCGCUGCGAGCCAGGCUGGUGAUGGUGUCCGAGGAGUGUGAGAGGAGGAUUAUGGGUCUGAGGGAGGAGGAGAGGUCGGAGAUCCGAGCUCUGAAACAGGAACGCCUCCGUCUGCAGAAGGUCAUGGAGAACAUGAAGGAGAAGCAUUGUGCCAUGCGGGCAGAGGUGAGCAGUCUUCAGGAUGAAUUGGCAGCCCAGUACCUGAUGUACCGCGAGGAGAGAGACGCCCGGAAGCUGCUCAUCACCAACCUCAGCAGCACGAGCUGUGGAGGGGAGGAGCAGGAGGCAGACGAGGAGCAGCAAAGUGAGUUGGAGAGUAAGGACCCUGUGCAGGUGGAGCUGUGUCUAAGGGUGUGCAGAGAGGACCUGACCAGAGCACAGGUGGAGCUCAACCGUCUGCAUGCAGAGUACGGAGACGUGGUCCCUCGGAGAGACUGGGAGUCGCUGGAACACACACACCAUGAGAGCCUGAUAAAAAUAGAGACUUUGCAAGCAGACUACGAGCAGAUGCGUCAUGAGUACGACACCCUGCUGGAGCUGCACAGGCAGAUGACCUCCGAUAGAGAUGGCUUGCAGAACGAGCUGGACCGUUUCAGAAAGAGCUCAACUCCCAGGCCGCUCUGGAACAAGUGUGCAGAGGCGGUUGGAGGGGCUGAGCGCUGGGCAGAGCUGAGUCACAACCAAUCAAGUCAGAGGAGGCUUGAGAUCCUUCUAGAACAACUAGUGGGAAACACAUCAGAGCCGAAAGAAUUCUUCACUGGACUGGGUGGGGGUGCUGAAGUGCCGGUGUACCUACGCUACGAAGGCAAUCUGAAGAACCUGCACCUGCAGAAGGCUGACGUUCACAGAGUCAUCAGGGAGGCAUGGAAGGAGAAGGUGACUGAGGAUGAGAAGAGUGACAAGAGCAGUGACCUGGGUGAGUUUCUGCACAGGCACCUGGAGAGACAGCAUAGGGAGCAAGCAGGAGAUUGGGCCUACAGUCUGAUGGAAUCCUUCCACCAGCACUCCAAUGAUGAUGUCAUCAACCUGUUCUACCUUAUUCUCACGGGGAAGGUGGAUGAGAGUGUAUACCAUGGGCAGACACAUCUGCUGUCUAACUUGUUGAAGGUGCUGAUUAAGACUGACACCUCCGGGAGCGGGUCACUAACCCUCCAGGAGUUCAGGGAGGCCCUGAGGAUGGCCUUUCCCCUGAAGACAGACCUGGAUGUAGAGGAGAUGUUGUCUGUCGCCCAGCAGGAACAGGACAGCAGCAGCAUUGGCACUAUCAACUACCAGAAGCUCUUAAUGGAGGACUCUGAUGGGAAGCACAGAGACUUCCUGACUCUGGUGAGGAGGCAGUCAGAAAGGGAGAAACAGCAGUACGUCAGCCAGCUGAAAUCACAGUUAGGGGGCAGAGAGGAGCUGACUGUGGCAGACCUCAGGUCAGCCUUCAGAAGCAUUGACCCCUCUCUGGACUCAACUACUCUGGACUGGAACCUGACCAUGGCUUUCCAGUGUACCCCUGAGCAGCUAGAGAAGCAGACAGCGCCAGUCGAAACAGAGCAGCUUCUUCAGCGCCUCUUGGUGGCUAACGUCACCAGGGCUGGUGUUCAGACACCACAGGACUGAUAUUUCCACAUUGGGCUUUACACACACAAACACACACACAAACGUGCACUAGACCCCACUGAUCAAAACACGGCAGUCUUAGAGAGUAGUUGUAGACAAGCUGGCAUAGUGCAUCUUCUUUGUAGUCUUCGGACAGCAUGUGUGGCAACCUGGGAUCCAGUUGUAUGUUUUUGCUGUAAUUUGGUGUCAGUAUAAAGCCUUACUUUAACAUUAAAAUCUUGCAUCGCCUGUAUCUUUCAAGUUGAAUUUGAUCAUUGAGAAUGAUGCUCAGGUUUCCUCUGCAGGGGCGCAGGUCCUGUUAUGCAUGAGUGAGUCAUGUCCCACUAGCUUUUAGAAAACGUUGUCGCCAUUACUUUUUAUUAAGAAAAUGAGCUGCAAUCCGCUGAUAUACAUGGGCUUUUUUUAAAAAAAAUUACGCUGUCUCAUCUACAUUCAAAAACAAACCCGACGCCCCUGGUCUCAUGGGUAGACUACUAAACUUGAAACAAAUUGUCUGUAGAAGUGUGGUGACAUCAAUGUCACUGGUCAAAAUAUUGGUUGUUGUCAAAAUAUCGGUUGUGGGCAAAUACCGCUAAUGUAAAAUCAGUUU
Molecule: messenger RNA, 3239 nt
Organism: Hypomesus transpacificus
Lineage: Eukaryota; Metazoa; Chordata; Actinopteri; Osmeriformes; Osmeridae
Gene: tsnaxip1
Product: translin-associated factor X interacting protein 1
Exons: 17
Coding region: 494-2650 (718 amino acids)
Cellular component (GO): cytoplasm
Molecular function (GO): calcium ion binding
Source: RefSeq, a predicted model, not a curated record